Ectocarpus sp. CCAP 1310/34 is the source of this 782-nucleotide messenger RNA. Lineage: Eukaryota; Phaeophyceae; Ectocarpales; Ectocarpaceae. The record is from the annotation of a GenBank genome assembly.
GGCCGUGUCAAGCGUGAUGGCACGAGCAAACGACAGCGCAGGCGCCGCCGGCAACAGCAGCGAGAAAAAGAAGAAAAGAGGGGCUUUCGCACUCAUUUUCGGAUGUGGGCGCCGACUCCACCGCCUCCCCCCGGCAGCACUUUCGCCCCCACCUCUACAGAGACCGAAAGCAAGGAGGGACAGUUUGAGGACGGGGCGGUUGUGUUCGAGGUUGAGGGAGGUCGAGACGACGGUGACGAGCUCUGCAAUUGGUUUGGACAAGAUGCCAUGGAGCAGGUGGAUGUGUGUCUGGACGCGUGCAGUUCCGCGUCUGAGGGGCUCAUCUUUGGGGGAUACGCUGGCGACUCGGCUGACUGCACGUCGUCAGAAGAGUCUAACAUGGAGUGGAGCGACGUGGAGCAGACGUUGGAGCAGACGCCGAAGCAGCCGUCGCAGGGAGCGUUGCAGAAUCCCGAUCGGUGCGCAGAUCGAGAUUCCGCCGCACAGCGGAAAUCAUGCCGCAUCCAGCCGGCGGCUACUGCCGCGGCGCGGGCGCGGAAACCGCGGCCAAAGGGCUUGCCAGCUGGCCCAGGAAGAGGAAAGAAGGAGAAGCAAUGUAACCCCAAGCGCAGGAGAGUGUCUCGCAAGGAGCAACGAAGGCGGGAGAGAAGGUCGAAGAAAUCCGGGAGACGGCGCGCAGUGCGGGAAGCGGCGCGUUUAAAGUUGUAGCAAGAGCGGCUAGAGAUAUUCGAACAGGCGAAGGGUAUUCUUUUCCGGCGGUCCGACACUUCCGGUUGGAAAAC